This is a messenger RNA of Saprolegnia diclina VS20, 1819 nucleotides long. RefSeq lists its product as hypothetical. The coding region runs from base 129 to 1505 and encodes 458 amino acids. Gene Ontology annotation, molecular function: NEDD8 activating enzyme activity. NCBI's taxonomy places the organism in Eukaryota, Oomycota, Saprolegniomycetes, Saprolegniales, Saprolegniaceae. Gene Ontology annotation, biological process: protein neddylation. The record is from RefSeq and is a predicted model, not a curated record. The transcript has 5 exons. Gene Ontology annotation, cellular component: cytoplasm; nucleus.
GCUCAGUCACGUCCUGUCGCUCAAAGAUCGCAAAACGAGCGGUGGUGGUAUCCGGAUACGCCGGAUAAACCGACUUCAGCGUGGGAUUGUGAAAAAACGGAGAAGGCAGCCUUCACUCUUCUUGGUGAAUGACGACGCGUCCCGCCGUCUCCAGCCCAUCCCCGACCAAGACCCGCAAGCUGAACAUGCACGUGAGCCGCCAGCACUCGGAGCGCGACUGGGACCUGCACCGCCUCCUUCUGCGUCCAUCGCCCUUUGGCAACGAGACCAACGAGGACAUGGGCAUGGGCAAGUUCGCUCCGGGUAUGGACACCGUGGACUUUCUCAAGACCGAGGCCAAGGUGCUCGUGCUCGGCGCCGGUGGCCUUGGCUGCGAGAUCCUCAAGGACCUCGCGUUCUCGGGCUUCAAGGACAUCCACGUCGUCGACAUGGACACGAUCGACAUCUCGAACCUCAACCGCCAAUUUCUCUUCCGCCGGGCCGAUGUCGGGCAACCCAAGGCGCUGGUGGCCGCCAAGUUUAUCAUGCAGCGCGUCAAGGGCGUCACGGUCACGCCCCACCACUGCGACCUCCGCACGUUUGACAGCGAAUUCUACAGCGACUUUCGCCUCGUCAUCUCGGGCCUCGACAACAUUGACGCGCGGCGCUUUGUCAACUCGGUGCUCGUCUCGCUCGUCGAGACGUACGACGACGGCGACAUUGACCCGAGCACGAUCAUUCCGUUCAUUGAUGGCGGUACCGAAGGCUUCAGGGGCCAGGCGCGCGUGAUCCUUCCGCGCAUCACGUCGUGCUUUGAGUGCUCGCUCGAUGCGUUCCCGCCGCCGACAUCGUUUCCGAUGUGCACGAUCGCCGAGACGCCGCGCCAGCCUGCGCACUGCGUCGCGUACGCAUCGGUCAUCCUCUGGGAGAAGGAGUUUCCGGACACCAAGAUGGACACAGACUCGCCCGAGCACAUGCAGUGGGUCUACCAGAAGGCGCUCGAGCGCGCCGAGAAGUACGACAUUCCGGGCGUCACGUACGUCUUCACGCUGGGCGUCGUCAAGAACAUCAUCCCUGCGGUUGCGUCGACCAAUGCCGUGAUCUCGGCCAUGUGUGUCAACGAAGCGCUGAAGGCCAUGAGCUACUGCAGCCAGACGAUGCACAACUACCACAUGCACAUGGGCGCGACAGGCAUCUACAGCCACACGUUUGAGUACGAGAAGAAGCGCUUCUGCGGCGUGUGCGCGACGGAGAGCCAUGUGUUGCGCGUGCACCCGAACACGCUUCUGAAAGAUGUGAUCACGACCGUGUCGGAGACAUAUCGCCUCAAGAACCCGGCGCUCGUCGCGGAGAAGAAGAGCCUCUUCAUGCCCAACCCACCAGCGCUCUACGAGGCGACCAAGGCCAACCUGGAUGCGCCGAUCAAGGAUCUCGUCGAGGAUGGCAAGCACGUGACGAUCACGGACCCGGUGUUUGUGGGCGACAUCUCGCUGAACCUCCGCAUCCAGUUUGACUUGGAUGACUAAGACAAGCCCACCAAGAUGUCGGAGAGAUCCGUUUCGAUGGCAUUGAAGCAGAGAAUUCAAGAUGUAUGGAGGAGCGACUUGGACGCUGGGAGGAUUCCUCCUCUGCGCGCGUUGGAUCGUCAACACCCACCGUAUGAUCGGAUCGUAUACUUGUAGUUUGUAUGUCGAGUAGGAACGCCAGUGUGCGGCAAUGUGACGAUGGGCGGGACCUGUGCCAAGUGCCAAGUGCCAAGUGGAGUACGAGCAGCUCGAUCAGGGUCCGUACUGUAGACAGCAAAUAAUAAAAAUGACACGCAUCGCCUUUUUAUGUCAAA